AUGGGAAUAAACAAGAAAAAAAUUCCUGAAGCCCAAGCGGAUUUUUCCGAAAAGGUGUUGUACACGUCCAACACUUUUCCAACAAAAUCACCAAGCUCACAUUUUGGAGAAAAGUGGGACAGUGAAGUCCAGACGAAAUCGUUUGGAAAUAAGGACGAAACUGAAGUAAUUGAAUACAUUUUAGAAGACAAGCUGCGCGUAGAGGAAAUUACUUUUGAGGAGCAAGGCACAUCUAACGAUGUGAACAAUAAAAUGUCUCCUUUGGAAAUUGAGGAGAAUGCAAAAGUUGAAAUAAAAUAUCUUGCAAAAAGAGAUGUUGAAGUUGAUAAAGGAAAUGUUUCAAACGAUGGUCCAGAGGGGGAAGAGGAAAAUGCAGGCGAAUCGAAUGAGGAAUCGAUAAAUGUAACUAUUGGUGAAGACGAACAAAAACUUUUGCAUGAUAAGGCACCUGAUAAAAAGGAAAAAUGCACCGAUGCAGAAGGUGAUACUACCGGCAAGAAUUCAGCGCAAAAGAGUACAAAAACGGUUGCAGCUUUGGAUGACACAAGAACAUCCAAGAGUGGAUCCAGCAGCAGCAAAUGCAGCAAGUCUGAUGACGAUAAAUCAAAGAGAAAAGAUAAAAAGUCCGGCGACAAAAAGGAUAAAGACAUUAGUGAACAAAAAUCAUCUUCAAACAAGUUUUCGCAGAAGGAUGACAAAGAAACGUCUUCAGUGAAUAUCUCUACAAAAUCGUCGUCCACAAGAAAGCAGACAACACCUUCACGUAAUCUUUGGAUAUCCGGGUUAUCUUCAUUAACGAGAACCAGAGAUCUAAAAACUAUAUUUUCUAAAUAUGGAAAAGUUAUCGGAGCCAAGGUGGUCACCAACACCCGAACUCCGGGUACACGUUGUUAUGACUACGUAACAAUGCUAUCAUCGUCGAAUGCCAGUCGUUGCAUUGAGAAUUUGCAUCAUACCGAACUCCAUGGACGGAUAAUAUCAGUAGAGCUCACUAAAAACGAAAUCAGCAACUCAACAAAUGUCGCCAAAACACGAGUGGAUAAAACAAAAAUAGAUCCAGUUGGAAAAGCGGAUGUAGUAACAGCCAUUUGGGAGUUACUAAUACCAUGGCAGCUUACGUUAAAACAAACGGACAAGCUAAAAACCAAAAGACGACAACGAAGAGCAGAGAAAGCUACGAGAAGGCAUUGA
Molecule: messenger RNA, 1191 nt
Organism: Bactrocera dorsalis (oriental fruit fly)
Lineage: Eukaryota; Metazoa; Arthropoda; Insecta; Diptera; Tephritidae
Product: SAFB-like transcription modulator
Exons: 2
Coding region: 1-1191 (396 amino acids)
Biological process (GO): regulation of transcription by RNA polymerase II; regulation of mRNA processing
Cellular component (GO): nucleus
Molecular function (GO): sequence-specific DNA binding; RNA binding
Source: RefSeq, a predicted model, not a curated record